Molecule: messenger RNA, 858 nt
Organism: Cherax quadricarinatus
Lineage: Eukaryota; Metazoa; Arthropoda; Malacostraca; Decapoda; Parastacidae
Source: RefSeq, a predicted model, not a curated record
UGUGAUGACACCCGAAUGAUGCAAUAAGCUCUGGAACCCAUUGAUCAAUAACACACAGUGUACUCCAUAAGGGAUCCAGGGUCAUGGUGCCUCCUCGUUUAAGCGACUCAAUCCCUGUCUAGUUCCUCUUUCGUUUCGUCCAAUACUCUCUAGACUAUACUACCGAGAUAUUUCGCGUCGUGUGUUGAUAAGAGUGUUGACAGUAGAAAAACGAACAGCUACUUUUGGUUGCUAAAACUUGGGUGUGACUUGACAAUUGCAGAGAUGGCUGGCCUUCCCUCCCAGGUGUUAAGGGUACAGCUGCUGUGUCUGGUGCUGUGGCAGGCUAUGCGAGUGUCCAGGGCAGAGUUCACUCACGACCGUAAGAGGCUGGGACCGCUGGAAUCCGUACGUGCUGAACACGGGUGUCUGGAAAAAUUUGAUGUGAGCGACAGCACAAUUAUAAGGACUCAGGAUUCGCGAGUGCUGGGUGCCAAGUUCUUGAACGAGUCCGAUGUGGGCAACAGAGAGGAUUGUCUGACCCUCUGCUGCACCACACACCUCUGUAACGUGGCUGUCUUCGAGGAGAAGGGAUCUGGGUCGUGUUACAUGUUCGACUGUGGUCCACCGGGCGACUUCAAGUGUAAGUUUACAGGUCACACCUACUACACGUCAGCAGUGCUCAAAGUCAACAGACACCAACUGGAACUUGGUCUCUGGUCGGAGCAGAGUCAGCAUGAAGCCGAACUGGCUAAUUUAAGGUCAGUUGACUCUCUCUGUCAUCCUACUCUUGCUUUCAUUAUGUAACACAAAUGUUUAAGAGAAUGGCUGGCUAAUAGUCAAGAAUACUUGAGAGAAGGAGGAAAAGGAGGAGGAGGA